CCGUCGCGCCACCGCUGCCGCCUCUGCUGUUCGGGCACCGCCACCGUACCAAGGUUCUCGAUUUGUUGUAGUUUUGAAAAUGGGUGACGACCGUAAGGCGAUGUAUGAUGGAUGGAGUCGAACUGGCGAGCAUACUAUGGAAUGGGCUCGUAUCGCAAAUGCUUUCAUGACCCAAGCCUUUGCCAGUGGUUGUACUGUUGCGAAGUGCCCGUGUAAGAAUUGCAAGAAUCGUCUACGUCAGUAUAGACAUGAAAUACAGGUUCACCUUUGCAAGGACGGAUUUAUGCCUGAGUACCUGGUGUGGCACGAGCAUGGGGAGCUGGAGCAUGCCAGUGAGUCAGACGGAAACGAUGAUGAAGAUCGGAUGGAUGAGAUGAUAGCGGAUGUUGGUAGGGAGUACGAAAAGGAGUCACCGCCGGAGGAGGUACAGAAGUUUUUCAGGCUUCUUGCCGCCUCAGAUGAAAAAGUGCAUGAAGGUACCAAUGUGACCGUUCUGCAGGCGGUGACACGCCUUAUGGCGAUGAAGUCCAAGUACAAUUUCGCGAACAAUUGCUACAAUGGUAUCUUGAAGCUGAUCAUUGAUCUCCUUCCCUCAAAUCAUAAGAUGCCGAAAGACCUAUACCAAUCUAAGAAGAUUUUGGCCGGUCUGGGCAUGAAUUAUGAGAAGAUUGAUGCGUGCGAAAAUAAUUGCAUGCUAUUUUGGAAGGAACACGAGAACGAUACUCAUUGUAUGCAUUGCAAUGCGUCCAGAUAUGUGGAGGUCGUGAGUGAUGAUGGAGAGAAAGUAACUACAAAAGUAUCGGUCAAACAACUUCGGUACAUGCCUAUCACGCCAAGGCUUAAACGGUUGUAUCUGUCCCAAGAAACAGCAAAGCAGAUGAGGUGGCAUUCCGAAGGUAAACGUGAGAGCGAGGACAAAGAUAUUAUGGUGCAUCCUUCAGAUGGCGCAGCUUGGCAAGCUCUGGACCGUUUUGAUCCGGAGUUUGCAAAAGACUCCAGAAAUGUUCGUCUUGGGUUGUCAACAGAUGGUUUCACUCCUUUCAGCACCAGCAAUAGCCCUUAUUCUUGUUGGCCUGUUUUUAUCAUGCCCUACAAUCUGCCUCCCAACAUGUGCAUGAAAGAAGGAUAUAUAUUCCUCGCGGCCAUCAUUCCUGGUCAUAAACAUCCGGGGAAGAAAAUCAAUGUGUUUAUGCAGUCAUUGAUUGAAGAGUUGAAAGAGCUGUGGCAAGGGACACGGAUGCGAUCUGGCUGA
This is a messenger RNA of Panicum virgatum (switchgrass), 1252 nucleotides long. RefSeq lists its product as uncharacterized. The coding region runs from base 80 to 1252 and encodes 390 amino acids. The record is from RefSeq and is a predicted model, not a curated record. Lineage: Eukaryota; Viridiplantae; Streptophyta; Magnoliopsida; Poales; Poaceae. The transcript is spliced from 3 exons.